This is a messenger RNA of Impatiens glandulifera, 1029 nucleotides long. Its product is annotated as putative F-box/LRR-repeat protein 23. Lineage: Eukaryota; Viridiplantae; Streptophyta; Magnoliopsida; Ericales; Balsaminaceae. The record is from RefSeq and is a predicted model, not a curated record. The transcript has 2 exons. Gene Ontology annotation, molecular function: protein binding. The coding region runs from base 1 to 1029 and encodes 342 amino acids.
AUGUUAUCAAUUUCUCAUUCUCUCCGUUCGGCGGCGGAGUCCUCUUCUUUGACUCUCCGCCCGAGUAAAGAAGUAAUGAAGGUUGGAAAUUGGGUGGACUUCUUGCCGCGUGAUAUCUCUUUGGAGAUUCUGCAAAAGGUUGGGACCAUUGACAAGCUGAUGAAUAUCCAGAAAGUAAGUAUCUCCUGGUAUAGAAUCUGUCAAGACCCUAAACUAUGGCGCUCCAUUGACAUUCAAAACAUCAAGGAUCUCCCCUACACGAGCAACAAUAUAGUUAAGAUGGCCAUGAAUGCAAUUGACAGGAGCCGUGGCCAAUUGAUUGAUCUCAAGAUUGAAGAUUUUGGAAGUGAAUAUCUUCUUAUGCAUCUUAUUAACAGGGGAAAUCAGUUGAGAAGUCUUCGACUUGUAAAGUGCUUGAACCUUUUCAAUGAGGGGUUAAUUGAAGCUGUUAAAAAGUUGCCAUACUUGGAAGAGCUUCACAUUUAUUAUGGGAAAAUCACAUAUGUAGGUCUGGAACUUAUUGGUCGCAAUUGCCCAGGUUUGAAAUCUUUGACAUAUAAUAAACAAGGUAUGUUUCCUCCUGUAUAUUUUGAUUAUGAUGAAGACGAUGGACACAAUUUUAGUAAUGAAGCAUUUGCUAUAGCAAGAAGCAUGCCUGAGCUUCGUCACCUUAGCCUAUUUGGAAAUCAAAUGUAUAACGAUGGUUUGGAAGCUAUACUCGACUCUUGUCCUCAUCUUGAAUCACUUGAUAUUAGGCAAUGCUUUAGAGUUGAACUUGAGGAAUGUUAUGAAUUGAGUGAAAAAUGUUUUUCCAUAAAGGGAUUUCGCCCCCCUAAUGACUGUACCGAUGAUUAUGAAUUCGACUCAUCAACUUUAGAUGGUCAAAUUAUCCAUAUCGGUAAUGAAGGUUAUUUCUAUAUCGGUGGUGAAGAUGAUUAUCAUACCGAAAAUUAUGGUGAAUACAGGAUCAACGACUUCUUAGGUGAGAAUGUUAGUAGAGGCAGAGGAGGUAGUGGCGGUGGAGAUUAG